AUGGUGGACUUUUUCCUCAACCGAGUUCUGGUGGAGAACAACUGGGACCAGGAUGAGCUCAACACUGAGCGAGAAAUUGUUGGAAUUCUGGAAAACCGCAUCCUCAUGCUACUUUUUGCAAACGCAGAGUGCGACAAGUGCAGGGAGUUUGUGCCUGUUCUCAAUGACUUUUUUAAGCGAUUGAAAGAUCCAGCCUACAUUGAGUAUCCCAGACUGCUGGCGCUCAUUUACAUCAGCUUGGACCAUUCAGAGGAGCAGCAGGGAAGAUUUCUCAAAGAGAUGCACAGAAAGGUUCUGUUUUUGACCUUUGAGGACCCAUACAGGAAGGAACUUCAGGCCAGGUUCAAGGUGAAAGAUGUCCCCACCGUGGUGGUCCUUCGUCCAGAUGGCUCUGUCCUGUCUCCGAACGCUGUGCAGGACAUCUAUCGUUUGGGUUCCAAGUGUUUCCGCAACUGGCAGGAAUCGUCAGACCUGAUUGAGAGAAGCUUCAUGCUUAAUGAGGAGUUCGAUAACUUGAAUAUGCGAAGCGCCACAGACCCUGUGAGGAGGCUCAAAUACAAGACAGAGGAUGACAAGAGGAAAAAAAGAUGGUGGAGCUUGUGGGGAACAGGGAAAACUGACAAUGAAGAAAGUGAUAGUUUGGGAUACAAAGGGAGAGGAGGACUGUAA
This is a messenger RNA of Syngnathoides biaculeatus (alligator pipefish), 669 nucleotides long. Its product is annotated as nucleoredoxin-like protein 1. Gene Ontology annotation, biological process: photoreceptor cell maintenance. The record is from RefSeq and is a predicted model, not a curated record. The coding region runs from base 1 to 669 and encodes 222 amino acids. The transcript has 3 exons. NCBI's taxonomy places the organism in Eukaryota, Metazoa, Chordata, Actinopteri, Syngnathiformes, Syngnathidae. Gene Ontology annotation, cellular component: mitochondrion.